AUGGGACGUUGUUACACCACAAAUUCUCCUCCUCCUGAUCCUAGUAGCAACAUUGAGCGCAGAGUUUAUUGUCAGUUACCUCAGCAGCAGCAAGGGGAAAUCAACGUGAAUAUUCCACCGCAUUGCAACGAUUGGGAGAUGGAGAUUGAAAGAAGAGAACAUCUUAUCACCACCACCGCCACCCCAUCGUCGUCUAGCCUAAUCCAUCCUUCUUAUCCCUUUAAUUAUCAUAUGUAUUCCCAAGAUACGAUUUCUAAUCGUUGCGACCCAAACUCUAACAUGAACGGCAUGUUGUACCACGUACCGUUCGACGGUGCAACUACGGUUUCCGGAUUCAAGUCGUGGCUGCGCCAAACCCCUUCUCCGGCUGAUACUAACGAAUUUUCAGUUCAAGAAAGCAACCAGAAUAAUUUUGAAGCCCUUUCUCUGGGCAUCAACCCAGGCGCGGCUGAUCAGCCCGGAACUUCGUCUCUAGUGUUGCAGGUGGCUGAUACAAACAAAAAGCGCGACAACUCCAUGGCUAAUAAAUCUAGUGCCAAAGAUUCUGCAGCACCACGUAAAUCUAUUGAUACUUUUGGGCAGAGAACCUCUCAGUAUCGCGGAGUUACGAGGCAUCGAUGGACGGGAAGGUAUGAGGCUCAUUUAUGGGAUAAUAGCUGCAGAAAGGAAGGCCGAACAAGGAAAGGAAGGCAAGUUUAUCUAGGUGGUUACGACAAGGAAGAGAAAGCAGCGAGGGCUUAUGAUUUGGCUGCUUUAAAGUAUUGGGGUCCUACUACUCACAUCAAUUUCCCCUUGUGUUCGUAUGAACAAGAGCUGGAAGAUAUGAAGGCCAUGUCUAGACAAGAAUUUGUUGCGCACCUAAGAAGGAAGAGCAGUGGGUUCUCAAGGGGGGCAUCCAUGUACAGAGGAGUGACGAGGCAUCAUCAACAUGGAAGGUGGCAAGCUCGAAUUGGAAGAGUUGCAGGCAAUAAGGACUUGUACCUUGGUACUUUCAGUACACAAGAGGAAGCUGCAGAAGCCUAUGAUAUUGCGGCAAUUAAAUUCAGGGGUACGAGUGCUGUGACCAAUUUCGACAUAAGCAGAUAUGACGUCAGAAGAAUAUGCUCUAGCUCAACCCUCAUCGCUGGGGACCUAGCCAAAGCCAAGCGAUCCCCCAGGAACUCUCGUCCAUCUUCAGUAGUCGAUGGCAACAAUUCUUGUGCAUCCUCAGCUUCGCCUCAACCCCUUGUUGCCAUCACAAACCGGGAGGCAUCUCAGCAUGGCUGGAACGUAAUGGUAUGGAGUUCCAGCACAGAUCAUGAUCAGCGUCUGCAGGAUCAUGAAACCAACAGCAAUGAUAUGCUACAAUUUUCAGCCUCAGGCAGCAGGUGCUCCUCCACCCCACAAAGCCCAAAGGAUCCUGUAGGUUCAACCGGCUCACCGGGGAAAAAUGGAGGCGAAUUUGGAGUUGAAGGAGAUUAUUCUCAGCUAUACUUUUCGUUGGAGGGGCCAAACUCAAAGCCCAAAUACGGAGAUGGUAACAAUAAUGGAAGUGAGGAUCGUGAUACGAGCAGUAACCGAUUGGCUAAUACGGGUUCGGUUCAUCCGGUCCCCAUGUUUACAUUGUGGAAUAGUAGCAUAUGAGUGAGCGGCUUUGGAGGAUUCAAAUUUUUAGUUAGCCGGGGAUAGAUAGAGUUAAAGUCGAACGCUGGAGAAAACUUGAAUAGACUGGGGGUUUCAUUGGCCUUCCGUCGAGAAAGAAACUCAGCGAAGAUGCAGAGACGGGAUUAUCGAUUAAAUUAGCUUACAUCAAAUGGAAAUGACUUUGGGUGAAA
Molecule: messenger RNA, 1814 nt
Organism: Coffea arabica (coffee)
Lineage: Eukaryota; Viridiplantae; Streptophyta; Magnoliopsida; Gentianales; Rubiaceae
Product: AP2-like ethylene-responsive transcription factor AIL1
Biological process (GO): regulation of DNA-templated transcription
Molecular function (GO): DNA-binding transcription factor activity; DNA binding
Source: RefSeq, a predicted model, not a curated record